Zophobas morio is the source of this 1686-nucleotide messenger RNA. RefSeq names its product piggyBac transposable element-derived protein 3-like. Bases 1 to 1686 code for a protein of 561 amino acids. The record is from RefSeq and is a predicted model, not a curated record. Lineage: Eukaryota; Metazoa; Arthropoda; Insecta; Coleoptera; Tenebrionidae. Gene Ontology annotation, molecular function: sequence-specific DNA binding. The transcript is spliced from 2 exons.
AUGACAUAUAAUGACGACAUUGAUAAAAUUUUUAUUGAACCCCCUGAUAAUGGAGGUAUCACGGACGAAGACUCGGGUGACGAAGACGGUGGAGGCUUGAUUGACAAUUUGCCAGGUUCCCAAUUGAGAGCACCAGCUAAAGUCAGGCUCGUAAAUUCAAGCACCCCUGAAGAUAAUUUAUUAUAUUCCACUGCUCAUGCUAGCACCUCUUCUGGAAAGUCAAAAUUAACUGAGAAGAUAGAGUGGAUAAUAGGCGAUUUUGACAAAAAUUUUAAUCAUCGUGAAUUUCCGGCUCCAAACUUUGACCACUAUCACAAUUUCUCACCAGUUGAGCUGUUCGAAAUGUUUUUUGGUGAUGAUGUAUAUGAACUACUACAAACAGAAAUUAACAACUAUGCACUUUUCACCAAUUGUACUAACCCACAAUUGUCUCAACACGAAACAAAGUGUGCUAUUGCAAUUCUUAUAUUGAGUGGAUAUAACGUAUUACCUGGAAAACGAAAUUAUUGGGACAGCAAACCUGAUAUGCGAAACGAACUUGUGGUGAAUUCAAUGCGUCGAGACCGUUUUCUGCAAGUUUGUAAAUUUUUGCAUUGCGCGGACAAUUCCAAACCGAAUCCAGCUGACAAAAUAUGGAAAAUGAGACCACUAAUGGAUCUAAUAAAGAAAAAGUGUUUGCAAUAUUUUGUUCCAGAAGAGAAGUUACGUUAUGAUGAAAGCAUGAUAAAAUACUUUGGGCGACACAGUUGCAAACAGUUCAUCAGGGGUAAACCCAUACGAUUUGGUUAUAAAAUGUGGUGUCUCAAUACUCCAUCGGGAUAUCUUGUCAACUUCGAACUAUAUCAGGGUAACAAUCUGCGACGCUCAGCUGAAUAUGAAAAAUCCUUUGGAAAGGCUUCAGCACCAAUGGUACAAAUGUUAGACGAAAUUACAAAGUUGAAAACACUUUUGCCUUUUCAUUUACAUUUUGAUAAUUUAUUCGCAAGUAUAAAAUUGUUGACACACCUAAAAGAAAAUGGGUACCAAGGUACCGGAACUAUCCGCGAAAACAGAAUCCCCCGUGACUGUCCACUUCCCAGCAAAAAAAUUAUGGAAAAGAAGGCGAGGAGUACGUUUGCAUCCAUCAUAGAUAGAACUCACGGAAUUUUAUUUGUACGUUGGGUAGACAACGGAGUGGUAACUGUGGCAUCUACAUUGAAUGGAGUGGAACCCACAAGUGGCGUAAGACGAUAUUCUCAGGCAGAAAAAAAAACUAUUAUCGUCCCUCGUCCAAACGCAAUUGGAACAUACAACGCUUUCAUGGGAGGGGUAGAUCUUAUGGAUGAAAAUAUUGGACGCUAUAGAGUGGGCAUGAGAGGAAAAAAGUGGUGGUGGGGUAUUUUCACGUGGCUUCUUGACGUAUGCAUCCAAAAUGCCUGGCAAAUACAUAAAAAAUGCGGAGGCACCAUGACACAGUUGGAAUUCCGUCGGGAAAUAGUUACCAUCUACUUGCAACGGUAUGAAAGUCCUCCAAAAAGCCCCGGAAAAGUACCAUCGUCAACAGCUAACACAUAUGGACGAGUUCCCGAUGAUUUGCGAUACGAUAGGAUCGAUCAUUUUGUAGCCCAAACACAAGACAAUAAAAGAAGACGAUGUGCUGGGCAAAACUGCAAAACUGUUGGGCGAACUAUGUGCACCAAGUGUUAA